AUGAAUUCUCAGCCUUGGUUUGCCACUGACAUCGCGGGCGCUGCUAAACAUGUGGAUGAUAGACGUAUGGGUAUCACAUUCGUUAUAUGCGCACCGACCUAUCAUGCAACAAACCUCUGCUAUGUCGCUGCUGCAUGGAGUAUCCUGUGGAUGUUGUUGCGUAUUCCUGGCCCCCUCCUGCCCGCUGCCACUAGUUUGUGGAUUCGAUGGCAGCGUUGGCAGGGCAAGCUCUCGUUUACAGCUGAUGAUCUUCUCAAUUUAUGGUCCAAUUAUUCGUAUCUCUCCCAACAUGGUUCUUGUCAAGCGGGCCUCCUGCCCGCUGCCACUAGUUUGUGGAUUCGAUGGCAGCGUUGGCAGGGCAAGCUCUCGUUUACAGCUGAUGAUCUUCUCUCAAUUUAUGGUCCAAUUAUUCGUAUCUCUCCCAACAUGGUUCUUGUCAACGAUCCUGCUGCGCUUACAGCCGCAUUUGCUAAGCAAAAUCUGGACACAGCACCCAAAGCUAUUAGGGCUCUUCGCAUUGGUGGUCAUGACUGGACAGUCACCUACCCGCAGAUGGAUAUUGCUCGUCCACGUCGUCGGCCCGUUAUGAUGGCUACGACGACACGGCAUUUGAAGUACUGGCUUCCCCUAUUUGAAACAUAUGUUGGCGAAAUGGUAUCAAAUAUUACGCGCGCCAAUGGGGAAGAGUCGGUUGAUAUAGUACAUCAACUCCGCAUGACAACCUUGUACAUCAGCCAGAUUAUUCUAGGCGGAGCAUCUGUCCGUUUGAAGGGAGACGAGUUUCCCGAGGUUGUUGGCGAGUACAACUUUUUGGUCGUCUGGAGACUGGUGUUUCCCGAAUGGAUGAUUAAUUGGUUACGAUAUGGGCCAUCAGCCAAAGCGCGCUACCGCAUCAAGUCUAGCGAAUUGUUGUACAAGCUUGGGGAAGAUCUUUACAAACAAGCCGAGGCUACCAGCGGCCCCAUGGACGAGGAAGAAGCCCCAAGUGUCUACCAGUGUUCACUCAAAAUGGCUGGUCAACUUCUUGCGGCCACCGAAACCACUUCCUCUACCAUUGCAUUUAUUAUGUACGAACUGGCAAAGAAUCCGGGACUUGUCGAACAUUUAUAUUCGGAACUUCAAACAGUUACGGGAAACAACGAACUAGACACAUUAAAACUCUUGGAUGCUACAAUCAAAGAAGGGCUGCGCUUCCGCCCACCCGUAGCAUUGACUGGAAGCCGCGUUGUCCCUAAAGGGGGGUUGGACGUCAUGGGAUACUUCGUUCCCGAAGGGACUGUACUUACUACUCAGGCACUGAGUAUAUGUAGACAGCGUCCUGAUUUAUUCCCGAAUGCUGAUGCAUUUGACCCAUCUCGAUGGCUCGAGAGUGAGAACUUGGAUGAAAGGCGAAAGUUGCUUGUACCAUUCGGCGUCGGAACUCGUCGCUGUCCAGGUGGCAACCUCGCCGUUUAUCAAAUGCGCCUUAUUAUCGGGGCUCUCAUCCGUAAAUUCAAGAUUGCAGUAGCGCCAGAGACAACGCCAAAGUCCAUGCGACCUUUUGAGGCGAAUGGGUUCCGUUCUCGUUACGACCGCUGCCAUCUGAUCUUUACACCGCGCGAGAAAGUGUGA
This is a messenger RNA of Rhizoctonia solani, 1611 nucleotides long. Its product is annotated as cytochrome P450 family protein. Lineage: Eukaryota; Fungi; Basidiomycota; Agaricomycetes; Cantharellales; Ceratobasidiaceae. The coding region runs from base 1 to 1611 and encodes 536 amino acids. Gene Ontology annotation, molecular function: monooxygenase activity; heme binding; oxidoreductase activity, acting on paired donors, with incorporation or reduction of molecular oxygen. The transcript is spliced from 14 exons. The record is from RefSeq and is a predicted model, not a curated record.